Molecule: messenger RNA, 2991 nt
Organism: Symbiodinium sp. CCMP2592
Lineage: Eukaryota; Dinophyceae; Suessiales; Symbiodiniaceae
Source: the annotation of a GenBank genome assembly
AUGGAUGAUGCAGAAGCUGAAGAGGAGCGGGAAGCCCAGAAGAAACACAAGGAACUCGCCGAGGCACGAGCAGCAGAGGAAGCCAGGAAGCAACGAAAGGAACAAGCAGCAGCGGCAGCCAGGGAGAAACAAGAGGAACUCGCCACACUAGCAGCAGAGGAAGCCAGGAAGAAAGAAAAGGAACUCGCCAAGUCACAAGCAGCAGAGGAAGCCAGGAAGAAGCAAGAGGAACUCGCCAAGGCACUAGCAGAGGAAGCCAAGAAGAAACAAGAGGAACUCGCCAAGGCAGCAGCAGAGGAAGCCAGGAAGAAACAAAAGGAACUCGCCGAGGCACAAGCAGAGGAAGCCAGAAAGAAACAAGAGGAACUCGCCAAGGCAGCAGCAGAGGAAGCCAAGAAGAAACAAAAGGAACUCCCCGAGGCACAAGCAGCAGAGGAAGCCAGGAAGAAACAAGAGGAACUCGCCAAGGCACAAGCAGCAGAGGAAACCAGGAAGCAGCAAGAGGAGCUCGCUUCGUUGCGACGCAAGAAGGAACAGCUGGAGAUGGCUCUGCGAGAAGUGGACAGGUUGAAUCAGGAGCUGCAGCAAGGGACCCAAGAUGCUGACGAGACCAUGCAGUCGUUGCAGGAGCCACGGAUGCCAGGACCCUGUAAGAACGAAACACCAAGCCCAAAACCGCAGCUACUUGGAGGAGCAUCCAUGCCCAGUAACGCCAGCUUGACAACCACCCAAAGCGAGAGCUCACAAAACAGCCAGGACGCCCAGGACCCAUGGGCAAUUCAACCCCAGCGAUUGUUCCAAUCUCCGUCCGCCAAACACGUGGCCAGCCCUCCACCUGUUUCAACUGCAGCAAUCAACAAGCGGCUCUCCAGAGCCAUGGAACCGACAUCAAAGGGUGUCUUCAGGGUCGCAGAAAGCAUCCGCAAGCAGUGGCAAGCAGGAGGUGCCAGCAAGGAAGGUGUGAUCCGGCUUUUCGCUGCACCGGCCAGCGAAGAGCUUUCCAAAUUGCUGAAAAGGUUUCAAUACCCUGAAAUCCAGGAUGCUGCGAAGCCCUCGACCCUGCUCGCCAAAGCUAUUCUUGCAUGUCAGAAACGGCUGAAGAAGCUCGAGGAGCUCAUGCCCGAUGACAAACCCCCGCCCCCAGAAGAGAACGUCGAUGACUCUGCUGGGAAAGGAUCUGUAGUGCAAAGGUCUGGCCCCCAGCUGCUGAAGAUGUACACUCAGCUGGAUGAGUCGUGCGACCGAUUGAUCCAAUGCCAGACUGAUGGAGUGGUUGAUGGCUAUGACGACGAGCUCUCUGCUUGCAUCGUCGGGGAAGUGUCGCAGGCUGCGAUAUCUGAUGGGGCUAGGAUCGGAAGCUUGAGGGAUGGGGCUAAGAUCGACAAGAAUCAUUCAGAGAGAAAUGCCCAUCGGCUGUUCAACAAGUACGGACUAGCCCUCAGAAUCCCGAUAUCUUCUUUAGAAGUUCCAGCCACUGCUGGCUCUGGGGGGCAAGACCACGCAAGUGUGCCACACCUUAGGCUUACUGACAUGCUGGGCCAUCUACUCAAUCAUCAUGAAGAAGUACUGUUCGGUGGCCUUAGAUUUGGCAAUGCUGCUGAAAACCUUCUUUCGGAGUUUUGGGCACGCUUCCAGAGCCAUCAGAAGGACCACGUGAUUUUCGAGUCCAUUCCGGAAUCAGAGCGGUGUCGAUGUGUUCCUAUAAUGAUCCAUGGGGAUAAGGGUAGGACGCUCCAGAAAACCCCGAUCAUGGUCCUCAAUUUCGAGCUGGCGCACGGUUUACCUCCCGACCUGAUACGUAAGUGCUCAUAUGAUUGCAAGAGGAACACACGACACAACUUUGACAGUACGUUGCGAUGGACCUGUGCAAGGCGAGCCUCCGCAAAGCGGAAGUUUGCAGAGAUGAGCUUCAAUGAGUGUCCUAGGGAGUGCCCUGGGAAAUGCUUUGACCAUGCAUCUGCUGGUAGUCAUCAUCGUCACAACAACAAAGGGCAUUCCUACCUUAGCCGUUUCUUGAUUGCUGCUGUGCCUUCAAAUCUUUACAAGAAGAACGACGGUGUUAUACCCGGCCUUUUGAAGAUGAUAGCUCAGCAGCUGCAGGUGUUGUUCGAGGAAGGCCUCGUGCACAGCAAGUCUGGGUCACGGCUGAAGUUUGUUUUUAUAGGCGUCAAAGGCGACGCCGAGUGGCAUUGGGAGGCCGCUGGCUUCACAAGAAGCUACCACAAGACUGGCUCAGUGAACUACAAAUGCAUAUGCCCAUAUUGCGAGGCUGGUGCAGAAGGCUACAGCUAUACUGAUGUCAGUGACUCCCCAGCCUGGCUGCAGACAGUCGGUGUCACCGAUCCGUGGGACACGACGCCGCCGCUGAACGAAGUGCCCUACGCAUCAACAUUCGCUGCAGGCCUCUACAAGCUAGAUGUCUUCCAUGUUCUAAAGUUCGGAGUAUUUCGGGACACCGUAGGUUCUUCGAUCGCGCGACUGGCUUUUAUGAGGUAUUGGGACACGGAUGAUGUUACCGAAUCUUGUGGAGUGCCGGAGCGGCUGAAUCGUGCGUUUGCUUACUACUCCAUGUGGUGUCUUGCCCAAAACAAAAAUCACACAUUGAAGCGCUUCUCUCGUGCCAACAUGUCUUACGACAAGAACCACCACUUUGCAGAGGUGCAUGCCAAAGGCAGUGAAGUCAUCCUCUUAAUGACAUGGCUGAGUUUUCAGCUGGACCUCUUUCUGCGGGAGCCAAAGGAUGCCGGAGAUGUACCCAUUCUCAAGGUGAUGAAGCAAAUGUUGGAUGGCGGCUUGACGUAUGUAGGAAUCAUGCAUAGUCACGGCACCUGGCUACCGCACUCGUGUGCAUGCCUGCAGUUGGACGCUGGCAUGUGCUUUGCUCGUGGGUAUGCUUUCCUGGCCAAUCAUUGCACAGCUUUGCAGGUGCCAGGGACUGUGCAGCGGUACCUUGUGAAGGUGCGCCUUUUGUUGGAGCGGCUCCAAAAGUAG